Molecule: messenger RNA, 1035 nt
Organism: Canariomyces notabilis
Lineage: Eukaryota; Fungi; Ascomycota; Sordariomycetes; Sordariales; Chaetomiaceae
Exons: 1
Coding region: 1-1035 (344 amino acids)
Source: RefSeq, a predicted model, not a curated record
AUGGCCGAAUCCCCGUUUCCGACACCCAAACGGAAGCGCAGCCAAAUGUUCGGCGGCAGUAUUCCAAUAAUAAACACCGCGGAACCAUUCACCUUCGACCUCAACUCCACUGUUGACGAUGGCAAUUCCAGUCCACGAUCCCGGGUUGCCCACCGAUUCCAGGGUCUCGCCCUUGGUGGCGGAAGUGGGGUCAGUGGAGACGAGGGAAUCUCGUUGUCGAUGGACUCAAGCACGGCUAGCAGCGAGUCGGAAAACGGAUCGCGAAAGAGGAGGAAGCUCCCAGAUGUCGAGAUGACCGACGCUGACAGCCAGUGUGCCGUCGAUUGUCCGGCUGGCGAAGUUGAGGCGACCCAAACAUCGCGAUCCUUAUCCCCGCAAUCCGUCACAAAGGACGAUAUUCCUAGCAAGCGACAACAUUCCAGGUCGCCCAAGUCGAUCAGAUUUGCCCUUGACACUGCCAUCGUCGGGCGAGCCGAAUUCCUAGCCAGCACAUCCUCCGACACGGACCCCACCGGGAACACGAGCACAAUAGCGGCUGAAGAUAGCCCCUCCCCCUCACCAACCGCGUCCCGGCAAAAGUCCCCGGACCGCAACAAAUCCCACCAACAGGCCCUUGCCGCCGUUGCGAGGAGGAGGGCUAGCACUCCUCCCCUCGCGCCGCGACCCAGACCCGGCCCGUCAGGCGAGAGAGAGACUGCGGCUAUUUCGGACCCGUUGCGCGCAUCCCUGACCUGGCACGACGACGAGAUCACAAUCUACGACCCAGACGACAGCGACGACGACGGCACGGGCAUCAACGGCAUCGGAUUCAAGCCCACGCCCGCCAUCGCGUACGCCCGCACGGUGCGCCGCAAGCAACAGCUGGCCGAGUACAGGAAGCGGGAGGAGCGCGAGGCACGGGCCAAGAGGAGUCAGCGUCGGAGAGGAAGCCCUACUUCUUCUCUGCCGGCCUUGGUGGACAUGAAAGGGAAGGCUAAGGCUGAGAGAAGAAGGGUGAGGUUUCUCGAGAAUGUCGCCGAGUUGAUUGGGGUUUGA